GUGAGUGUCACGUGACCCACACAUACAACCUUCUCCCUCCACCGCUUGACUGAAAUUUCAAUUGCCACCCCAGCGUCAUCUCGGCUUCGCACUCAACACCCCAAGCAUUGACCAUGAGCGACCCCAAGAACGAGGCCGCCGAGGCCGAGGUGCCCAAAAACAAGCGUUUCCGCAAGGACAAGCCAUGGGACACGGACGACAUUGACCACUGGAAGAUUGACCCGAUGCCGGCGCCAGGCAAGGGCGCGCACCAGCCGUUCCUCGAGGAGAGCAGCUUUGCCCUCCUUUUCCCCAAGUACCGCGAAGCGUACUUGCGCUCGGUGUGGGGUGGGAUCACGUCUGCGCUGGACGGCGUUGGCCUCGCGUGCGAGCUCGACCUCGUGCAAGGCCGGAUGACGGUGCGCACGACGCGCAAGACAUGGGACCCGUACAUUGUGCUCAAGGGCCGGGACCUGCUCAAGCUGCUCUCGCGCGGCGUGUCGGCGCCGCAAGCGCUCAAGGUGCUGCAGGACGGGGUGGCGUGCGACGUGAUCAAGAUCAGCGGGAUUGUGCGCAACAAAGAACGCUUCGUCAAGCGGCGGCAGCGCAUCGUCGGGCCGAACGGGAGCACGCUCAAGGCCAUCGAGCUGCUCACGGACUGCUAUGUCCUCGUGCAGGGAAACACGGUCAGCGCGAUGGGGAGCUGGAAGGGGCUCAAGGAGGUGCGCCGCAUCGUGCUCGACUGCAUGAACAACAUCCACCCGAUCUACCGCAUCAAGGAGCUCAUGAUCCGCCGCGAGCUGGCCAAGGACCCCAAGCUCGCCGGCGAGAGCUGGGACCGGUUCCUGCCUAAGUUCCAGAAGAAGCACCUCAAAACGUCGGAGAAGACGGCACGCAAGAACGCCGCACUCGAGGGCAAAGAGAAGGACAAGGAGCCCAAGAAGAAGGUGUACACCCCCUUCCCGCCCGCACAGACGCUGCGCAAGGAGGACAUCGCCAUGCAGACCGGCGAGUAUUUCCUCAAGGCGUCGGACAAGAAGGCGGCCGAGGACGCGGACCGCGCCGAGCGCCACGCCGCGGCCGACGAGAAGCGCCGCGCCAAGCGCGAGGAGAUGUUCAUCGCGCCUGCCGAGACGGCGGCGCCGACGCUCGACGAGCGCCGCAAGAAGCGCAAGCGCGAGCGCGAGGCCAAGGAGUAGUGCACAUAGACGAACAGCAGCCGGCGGCCGGCGGUCGCUCCGCUGCCCGGCCC
Messenger RNA from Cutaneotrichosporon oleaginosum, 1231 nucleotides. RefSeq lists its product as uncharacterized. Lineage: Eukaryota; Fungi; Basidiomycota; Tremellomycetes; Trichosporonales; Trichosporonaceae. Gene Ontology annotation, cellular component: nucleolus; small-subunit processome. The record is from RefSeq and is a predicted model, not a curated record. Gene Ontology annotation, molecular function: RNA binding.